This is a messenger RNA of Pistacia vera, 1693 nucleotides long. RefSeq names its product rab3 GTPase-activating protein non-catalytic subunit. Gene Ontology annotation, molecular function: protein binding. The record is from RefSeq and is a predicted model, not a curated record. Lineage: Eukaryota; Viridiplantae; Streptophyta; Magnoliopsida; Sapindales; Anacardiaceae. Gene Ontology annotation, biological process: regulation of GTPase activity. Bases 91 to 1458 code for a protein of 455 amino acids. The transcript is spliced from 8 exons.
CUUUUUCUAUCUGUCCGUUAACUUUCCUCGCACUUCUUCUUUCUCUGAUCUGAAAUCCAAUGCCGUGAACCCAUCAAAACAACAACCAAAAUGUCAAAACGCAACCACACAACCGACGUUGGCUCAAUAGCCUACGUCAAUCUCAGCGAUCUGGGCGCCGGCAAGGAAGGCUGGUUGGCCAACGACCCCAACCUCCUCUGCGCCUUGGACAUCCACUCCAUCGCUCUCUCCAACAAAUUUCUUAUUUUCAUUAUCAAUUGGGCCGACCCGGAUGAUUCUGGACUCCGAACCAAGAUCCGACCCGACCUUUCCCCCAUCGAGGCCGAGUACAUUACGGCCAUAGAGUGGUUGGUAUUUGACGAAAUUAGAGUAAUUGCUGUUGGAACUUCAAGAGGGUACAUGUUGGUCUUUGAUUUGAAUGGCGGUUUGAUUCACAGGCAGUUGGUUCAUUCUGGGCGGAUUUUGAAGUUGAGGGCUCGUGGAACUAAGAGUGGUUUGACUUAUGAGUCAUCAUCUUCAGAGGAGGUUUGUGUUGUUAUGCCCGGUGUGAUUGCUCGUUUUGAUGGUUCUGAUAUUCAGAGAAUGCUGCAAAAGUGGUUUCAAGAAACAAAUUCUAACUUUUGGGAUCAGAAACGGCGAGAUUCGGAAUAUUUGGGGAAUUCUUCAGAGAGAUUGCCUUACCAAUUGUGGAAUGUCAACAAGUAUGGGCCAUGUGCUGAUGCAGCUAUUACUGGCGUAAUGCCUCCACCACUGAUGGAAUUACAGUCAAGUCAACGAUAUUACUGUGCAGUCACUAUUGGAGAAGAUGCUGUGAUUUCAGCAUUCAGACUUUCAGAAGAUAGAAGCAGGUCAUUAGUUGGAGCUAUUUUAUCAAAAGUUGUGCCUGCAGCUUUUUCGACAAUUGCUUCUGUUUCUAAGAUGAUUUGGUGGAGUGAAAGUUCACCAACAAAAACAGAACCAAAGCCACAGCCAUUUGCUCGAGCUUCCCCUUUGACAUGUUUGAAAGAUUAUCCUAGAAAGGGUGAAAAGCUCACACUAUCACCUAGUGGUACAUUAGCUGCAAUAACAGAUUCACUGGGUCGUAUAUUGCUCUUAGACACUCAGGCACUUGUAGUCGUGCGUUUGUGGAAGGGUUAUCGUGAUGCUAGUUGUGUAUUUAUGGAGAUGCUAGUCAAAAGAGACACCGCAUCAUCAAGUUCUGCAUAUCAUGUACCAGAGAAGAGUGAUUAUUGUCUUUGUUUAGCUAUUCAUGCACCUAGAAAAGGAAUUAUUGAGGUCUGGCAGAUGAGAACAGGACCGCGUCUCUUAACAAUUCAGUGUGCCAAAGGUAGCAAAAUUCUGCAACCCUCCUAUAGGUUUGGAUCGUCAAUGACCUCUUCUCCCUAUGUUCCCCUGGAAGUUUUCUUGUUAAAUGGAGACUCUGGUCAAUUAUCAGUUCUGAAUCGAUCCCUUAGUUGAGUUUUUGAAGAACAAUAUUCUUUGUUCCUAAUUUCCUUAUAUAAAAUGACAUAUAUCUCUGAUUGCACUUCACUUUUUCAAAAUCUGAAAUGUUCCACUUGAUGUAUAAAUAUGCAAGAAUGCUCUGUGCUAUUGAAUCUGUAAAUUUCUCCAUUGCUGUUACUCCAAUUUCUUGAUGAUAUAGCAUACCAGCCUAGCAAAUAAGUAUAAAAAUAUUUCCCUUGACAUGUGAUCU